Molecule: messenger RNA, 656 nt
Organism: Phacochoerus africanus (Common warthog)
Lineage: Eukaryota; Metazoa; Chordata; Mammalia; Artiodactyla; Suidae
Gene: LTC4S
Product: leukotriene C4 synthase
Exons: 5
Coding region: 109-549 (146 amino acids)
Biological process (GO): leukotriene biosynthetic process
Cellular component (GO): nuclear envelope; membrane; endoplasmic reticulum
Molecular function (GO): glutathione peroxidase activity; glutathione transferase activity; leukotriene-C4 synthase activity
Source: RefSeq, a predicted model, not a curated record
CACUCUUCCUGUCCUGGGCCCAGUCUCGGCCCAGCGGACUGAGGCUGAUAAGAACUCUGUAGCUAGUCCUCUCACACACCAGCCUGGCCUGACAGAGCCAUCGGCGCCAUGAAGGACGAGGUGGCUCUUCUGGCCACUGUCACCCUCCUGGGAGUCCUGCUGCAAGCCUACUUCUCCCUGCAGGUGAUCUCGGCGCGCAGGGCUUUCCGCGUGUCGCCGCCGCUCACCACCGGCCCGCCGGAAUUCGAGCGUGUCUACCGAGCCCAAGUAAACUGCAGCGAGUACUUCCCUCUGCUCCUCGCCACGCUCUGGGUCGCCGGCAUCUACUUUCACGAAGGUGCAGCGGCACUGUGUGGCCUCAUCUACUUGUACGCACGCCUCCGCUACUUUCAGGGCUACGCCCGCUCUGCGCAGCAAAGGCUGGCCCCGAUGUACGCAAGCGCGUGCGCCCUCUGGCUUCUCUUGGCGCUGGCUGCUCUCGGCCUGCUUGCCCACUUCCUUCCUGCUGCGCUGCGCACGGAGUUCCAGAAACUACUGCCAAGGGCCUGAGAGAGGGGACGCCGGGCGGGCGGAAAUGAAGUAGAGCUGGAGUCUCCUGGAAGACGGAGGAGGGUGCUCGCCCUGAUCCUAGUCUCAUUAAAGUGCUCCUAACCGAA